Molecule: messenger RNA, 879 nt
Organism: Oikopleura dioica
Lineage: Eukaryota; Metazoa; Chordata; Appendicularia; Copelata; Oikopleuridae
Source: the annotation of a GenBank genome assembly
AUGAAGCUUUUUACAACUAUCAUCGCCAGCGCUGUUGCAACCCAUUACAGCUCGUCGAGCUCCUCCAGCUCCUCAAGCUCCUCAAGCUCCUCUAGCUCUAGCUCCUCCAGCUUCUACGACGGAGAAUGCGGUGGAAGAAUCACUGAUACCGAGACGAUCAUCUACUCUCCUGGCUUCGAUCGAGGCAUGUACUACGACUGGCUCAACUGCGUCUGGGACAUCGAUUUCGGAAACAUCCCUGGCUUCAACAUCGUCGCCAACACCUUUGAUGUCGAGGAACACUAUGUCUGCGGCUGGGAUUUCGUCAAAGUCGAAGCUAACGGUGAUGAAUUCCACUUUUGCGGAGAAGCCGCACGACGACGACGAUCUUCUAAAAAUAAGGAGGACGAAGAUGGCAAGACGUUUUACGACCUUGUCAACCCCAGCAACGACGGAUUUCCUGAUUUCUUCGUCAGCGGCGGUCAGGCCACCAUCACCUUUUUCACUGAUGAAACCGUCAAGCACGCCGGCUUCGAAUUCAGCUUUGAGCGAAUGAGCCGACUCCAAAUCAUCGAAAUGCACUUGAACCGAAUCUUUGAUUCUUACAACGGAGACGAAGACUACUUCCCCCGAUACCAGAAGCGAAUGACCAAGAUCCUCAACAAGAUGAAGCGAUCUGAGACCGAUGAUAGCUGCUACGCUGAAAACGGAUUCGAGGCCGAAGCUGAAGACAUCCAAGUCUUCGACGCCGACGACAUGUGCAAGCUCAACGGCCAAGUCAACGCUGCCAUCAACUCCUGGGCGCGAAACUGGGCUUGCGAGGGACGAGGCCGGGUCCACCGACAGAUCAUUCGAGCUGCUCGAAAGGUCCGAAACUUCUACAACGAUAAUUUGUGCUAA